ACAUCCUUCACGUCGAUCAUUCAAGAUUUGCAAGUAUAAUUUACACGACGAAUCAGCGUCAGAGAACAGGAAGCAGGCUUUAAAUUUCCAGCCUAUUCAGGACAUCAAACGCGUCAGCGAGUCAGUUCAUUGUCCCUGAGUUCUGUGCUGGGACCUUGGGCCAAAAUAUAAGGUCGUUUCUGGGGGCGGGAUGUCGUGUUUUUGAGAUCUCGCAAGCACGUUUGCCAAGCUUACAGAUAUGAGAGCCCUGCUUCUAUUGAUACUUACGUUCGCCAUAUGUCGUGCGCAAGAACUCGGCGCUGUUCUUGUCCCUAUCUUAACCGCGGCGGCAGAGCCGAUGCUGGCGAAGAGGCUUGAUACUUCACCUCAAGCAACAGCAAGCAGCGUCGUUGAUCCAGUCACUCCUACUGCCUCGGCGCUUGAGACUUCAUCGCCAACUGCAGUGGUAGCGACCAUUAUCGCAACCGAGCCUUCCAUAUCGCUGCUUGGAACGUCCUGCGCCCUGCUGGACAUUGGCUGCGUAACAUCGGCUCUUAUAGGUGCUUCAACAAGGAUUCAGCAGACCUCUGUCCAAGAAACAAGCGCGCCGACAACGACCAGCAGCUCCAGUACUGGCGGUCAUCAGGCCGUACGAUGGACUGGUGGGCUCAUCACCGGCUGGCUGGUAGCCACAAUCUGGCUCCAAACAAUCCUUUGAUCAUCUGAUCCUGUACGUUAAGCUUGGAGGGGCUUCAGGUGAAAUUCAGAGAUUUCGAGAGAGUUAUGGCUCUUUGCGAAUUAAUGCUAGGGUUUCACAUGAAAUGUUUCGCUUCGCCAUUUUCAUCUUCUCAAGCGGUGUUCCGAAGGAGUGCGGUAGAGACGACCUGUGGCAGUACAAAUGUAUGGGGAGUGGGAGUUGCGUAGAUCUCAGCAUGCGCAGCGUAUCUCUCUGAAUCUGUCCCCAACCCUAGCCGAAGCGCUCGCAACGAAGACGUGACUUGAGGCUUCGCGACAAAAGCUUCCGUGGAAAGCAGGAGAAAUCUCUUACGCGACCGGAGUGCAUAUUGUUGUCCAUCCUCAUGGCUCGUCGUGCCUGCAAGACAUCAAAACGGCAUAUAGUCUUCGUGAGCUAUAUGUAUGAUUUGGUCCCAAGAACAGGUCACUGCCUUUGCUCAUGAAGGCGUAGGAGCAAAAACUGCGGAACUAGACAUUGCUUGGAGGAAAGAUAAAUUGUUGGCGAGUCU
Molecule: messenger RNA, 1223 nt
Organism: Verruconis gallopava
Lineage: Eukaryota; Fungi; Ascomycota; Dothideomycetes; Venturiales; Sympoventuriaceae
Exons: 2
Coding region: 239-697 (152 amino acids)
Source: RefSeq, a predicted model, not a curated record